This is a messenger RNA of Salvia splendens (bonfire salvia), 3022 nucleotides long. Its product is annotated as putative late blight resistance protein homolog R1A-10. The record is from RefSeq and is a predicted model, not a curated record. Lineage: Eukaryota; Viridiplantae; Streptophyta; Magnoliopsida; Lamiales; Lamiaceae. Gene Ontology annotation, molecular function: ADP binding. The transcript has 2 exons. Gene Ontology annotation, biological process: defense response to other organism. The coding region runs from base 153 to 2684 and encodes 843 amino acids.
CUCCCCAACAACCCAAUAUACAAUAAAAAAAAAUUUGUAUUCAAGGUCAACAUGGAGUUGGCUGUCUGAAAUUUCAGGUGAUCAAGAAAAAUUUCGUAUUAUCAUCAGUUUCGUCAUUUUUUGUGCAAGUGUUUGCAACAAGCUGAGAAGAGAUGGCAUACAAUCUCCAAUCCCUCAUCACCGUCCUACAGCAAAUCCUUCAUCCUCAACAAACACGAUGGAUUGUUAAUCAAAACAAGCCACAACUCGAAUCCAUACUUGAAAAAGCUGAAUCUCUGCUGCAGAUUCUUGAAAAGUGUUCACACGCCAAAAUAGCAAGCUUGGAGAGCCGAAUCAGAGAUUCAGCACACAGAGUAGAAGAUAUAAUUGAAUCUCGCAUGGUUCAUCAAAUGCUUUCAACCCCUCAAGGCGUGGAUGGAUCUCUCUUAUUGUUUUCUUUCUUCACACCAUACCUUGAACAAGUUCUGCAACAACUCGAUUUGGAGCAAGAUCUGGAGCUAGUAACUCGAGAUCUUGAUUUUGCAACUGGACAGGCGGUGAAGCCCACGGAACUUGAAUCUGUGAAGCUCGUGGAGGUGGAGGAAAAGAAGAUGCUGGAUGGUGCUCCUUUCUCGAGCUCCAAGAACUAUUUGGUGGGAGUUGAUGAAGAUCUAAUGCAGUUGAAGGAUCGUCUUUUAGGUAUGGAGAGAGAGUUGGAAAUCAUCGCCAUCGUUGGCAUGGGUGGGAUUGGUAAGUCCACUCUUGCUCGAAAACUUUGCAACGAUCGACUCAUUAUUGACUACUUUGCUUAUCGUGGUUGGGCCUCAAUAUCACAAGAUCCAAAUUUGCGAGAAAUUUUGUUAUGUCUUCUUCAUGGCAUAAUUGGAAAGCUCACGGAUGAACUAAUUGAGUGCAGCGAUGAUGAGUUGAAAGAUAUGUUGUUUAAGAGCUUGUGUGGACGAAAAUACAUGAUUGUCUUAGAUGAUAUAUGGAGCUCCGAAUCCUUCGAUGAAAUAAGGAUGUACUUCCCAGAUGACAACAAUGGGAGUCGAAUUGUGCUCACCACCAGGAUGGCUAGAUUAGCUGGAUAUGCUUCAAAUGAAAAGAAUUUGCACCGUGUUAAGCUUCUUGAUGAGUCUGCAAGUUGGGAACUAUUUUGCCAAAUUGUGUUUGGAGAAGAGGAUUGCCCUCUUGAAUUAGAAGAGAUAGGAAAGAACAUUGCAAGAAAUUGCAGUGGGCUUCCUCUUUCAGUUCAUGUGAUUGGAGGGUUGUUGUCAAAGGUUGAAAGGUCAAAAGGUGUGUGGGAGCAUUUUUCAACAGAUGUAGCAUCUUCAAUUGUUGAAUCAGACGAGCGGCUCUUCAAUAUACUUUCCCCGAGUUAUAACUACUUACCAAUUUACUUGAAACCAUGUUUCUUAUAUAUGGGAGUUUUUCCAGAACAUUAUGAGAUUAAAGGAUCUAGACUAAUUCGUCAAUGGAUAGCUCAAGGAUUUGUGAAAUCUAAUGGAGAUAAGAGUUUAGAGGAAGAGGCUGAGGACUACUUAAAAGCUCUUGUGGACAGGAAUCUACUUUCUGUUACACGAAAAAAGUCCAAUGGCAAACCAUUGAGUUAUUCAAUCCAUGAUCUUUUGUGGGAUCUAUGCAGAAGGGAAGCUAAUGAGGACAGCUUUCGCUGUGUAAGUUUUCAGCCAUCAUAUGAAAUGGAAGAUGAGUAUGUUUCACCACAAUUGAUGCCACAUGCUCGAUCUUUUAUAUGCACUUGGAAGAAGAAUAUAUCUCCUAUGUUUUCCACAUUAAGAUUGCUUAGGGUGCUAGAUGUAAUUAGAAUGGUAUUCGAGGAGUUCCCACGAGAAAUAAUACAACUUGUCAACCUACGGUAUUUAGCUUUCUCCUGCACUUCAGGUUUACCUAUUGGAAUAUCAAGAUUGUGGUAUCUGCAAACCUUGAUUUCUGCACAAUAUGUGCCCUAUGUGCCAUCUGAACUAUGGGAGAUGUCUGAGUUAAGACAUCUCAAGUUGAUUACAAAAUUCAAAAUCAAGGAGACUACAUUUGUUCAUAAGAAGCUGCAGACGCUUUCCUGUGUGUGGGUACUUCCUUCUCUAAUUAGGAGUGGUUUUUUCGAAACCAUUCCAAAUAUCAGAAAGUUGGGAAUCUAUUAUGAAGACUCACCAAAGAUUGAAAUUGAUCUUAGCUAUCUUCACAAGCUUGAAAAAUUAAAAUGUCAGUCUGCAUUGAAUAAAGAUGGUAGCCGUUUUCUGCACAAACUUAGAUUUCCAUGUUAUAUUGGAAAAUUAACUCUAGUUGGCUGUGUGGUAUUUCGGAGUUUUUUGACAACUCUACGUGCUCUACCGAAUCUGGGAGUGCUCAAAAUAGAGGCUUGUGUCUUUGAAAGCGAGGUAGAGGUAGAGGAAGAGUGGAAGUUGGCAGAUGGAGAUGAAUUCUGCUCACUGCGGUAUCUAUGUCUCAAAGACUUAAAUCUGGUACGUUGGAUAGCCGAUGAGACCAACUUCCCUAGGCUCGAAAAGCUGAUUGUAAGCGGAUGCUUUAAGCUAGAGGAAAUUCCCAGCGGCAUUGGAGAAAUCCCAACUCUCCAAGAAAUUAGCCUACAUGAAUGUGAAGAUUAUUUAGUGGCCUCAGUAGAACGAAUUAUGGAGGACCAAUUAGAAUGCGGUAACGAUGAUCUCAAAGUGGUUAUAACACAUUAGAAGCCAAAAGAAUCACUCUUCGUUUGAGCUGAACUGCUUGCCAUUUUCUGCUGCUGUGUUGCAAGUCGAGAUCUCCAGGAGACAAUGGAGAUGUGAUUGGCCUCGUUUCUUCGCGACCAAGACGGAGUAGCCAAGUCCUUUGUGGUUUAAGUUCUUUUCUGUAAUUGAGUUAUAGGUGGGCUUGAGCCUGUUAUAAGCUCCUUCGUGGGUGUUUUUUUGUUUGGUUCUUUUUCCAUGUUGCAGUCUUUGAACAAAAUUGGGAGUGUUGUUUCUUAUAGAACAUUACAAGGCAUGCUUUGAAUGUUUAUUUCAUCAUGAUUGUUUUAGGUUUUCAAAAA